Molecule: messenger RNA, 2765 nt
Organism: Lepisosteus oculatus (spotted gar)
Lineage: Eukaryota; Metazoa; Chordata; Actinopteri; Semionotiformes; Lepisosteidae
Gene: aifm1
Product: apoptosis inducing factor mitochondrion associated 1
Biological process (GO): mitochondrial respiratory chain complex assembly; apoptotic process
Cellular component (GO): mitochondrion; cytoplasm
Molecular function (GO): protein dimerization activity; NAD(P)H oxidase H2O2-forming activity; FAD binding
Source: RefSeq, a predicted model, not a curated record
CCAGCGCUGACCCGGUGUUCAGUGAGAGGAGGUUGCGCUGGGUGAGAGGCUGCAGGAGUUUCAGCACCCUGGCUGAGAGGAGGGCUGUGGUGUCGUGUCUGUACUGUAGGCUGCAGUUGGAUUAUUUUUUAUUCCGCUGGUAGUGAGCACCGCCGGUGCUGGUGGGAAUCCUCCGGAAGAUGCUGCAGUGCAGGGCGGUGUGGAGAAAGCUGGCUCCUCUGGCCAGGACGUCCUCGACAUUGUGCCGCAAAAACGCGAAGAAAGCAGUUCUGAAGUGCGAGAGCUCUCUGAGGCCGACACAGAGGGUCCAUGCGUCGUCUGGGGUCCCCGGCAGCGGUGGGCAGAACCUGCUGUAUUAUCUUCUUGUGGGGGGAUCUGUGCUCGGUGCAGGAGCGUAUGUGUACAACAUCAUACAGGGAGACAAGCGGAGAUUCCAAGAAAGGAUGUCUAAGCUGGCCGCAAGGCCAAGUCAAGAGACAGCACCCAGCCAGGUGGAGCCUACAGAGAAAACAGCGGAUGAAACUACAAAGGACCCGGGCCUGCAGAGUGCUGAGGAGGAGGGGGAGGUUUUAGCAGAGAGUGCAGCCCCUGCUUUAUCAGAAGGGGACCCCCGGGAGCAGAGAGGUGAGGGGGCAGAGCCCCCCGCCUCAGGAGCCCGCGCCGACCCCCAGGUGGAAAUUGAGGGACCGGCUGAAGUCUCAGAAGCUCAAGAGGCUGCGCCUGUGUCAGAGUCCGUCCCUGCAGAAUCGACAGACCAGCCCCCCACAGCUGCAGCUGACAGUGGAGAAGCUCCUGCUGCUGCUGCCCGCUCCGAGAUUCCCUCCCACGCUCCCUACCUCCUCAUUGGCGGUGGCACGGCCUCGUUCGCCGCGGCCCGGUCCAUCCGCGCGCGGGAUCCGGGUGCACGGGUCUUGAUAAUCUCGGAGGAGCCCAACCUGCCCUACAUGCGCCCCCCUCUCUCGAAGGAGCUCUGGUUUUCCGAUGACCCCCACGUGACGGAGACUCUGCGCUUCAAACAGUGGAACGGCAAAGAGCGAAGCCUCUAUUUCCAGCCGCCCUCCUUCUAUGUCAGCCCUCAAGACUUGCCCCAUAUUGAGAAUGGAGGAGUGGCAGUUCUCAGCAGCAAAAAGGUGGUGCACAUGGAUGUCAGAGGGAACAAAGUGUGCCUGAAUGACGGCUCAGAAAUCUCCUAUGAGAAGUGUCUGAUAGCCACAGGUGGAAUUCCCAGGAAUAUCCAAGCCAUUGAGCGGGCUGGGGAGGAGGUCAUGAAGAGGACAACUCUGUUCAGGAAGAUCGAAGACUUCAAGUCCCUGGAGAAGAUUUCCAGGGAAGUGGAGUCUAUAGCCAUUAUCGGAGGUGGAUUUCUGGGGAGCGAAUUGGCCUGCGCCCUAGGGAGGAGAGCAAAGGAAACUGGUUUGGAGGUCAUACAGAUGUUCCCUGAAGGAGGUAACAUGGGGAAGGUUCUGCCGGAGUAUCUCAGUAACUGGACUACAGAGAAGGUCAGGAGAGAGGGGGUGAACGUCAUGCCAGAAGCGCUGGUGAAGUCAGUGAAGUAUCAGGAGGGGAAGUUGGAAAUUAAACUGAAGGAUGGCAGACAGGUGAGAACUGACCACCUUGUGGCCGCGGUGGGGCUGGAGCCCAGCGUGGAGCUCGCCAAGUCAGGGGGGCUGGAGGUGGACUCGGACUUCGGAGGGUUCAGGGUCAACGCAGAGCUCCAGGCUCGCUCCAACAUCUGGGUGGCUGGCGAUGCCGCGUGCUUCUAUGACAUCAAGCUGGGCCGGCGGCGGGUGGAGCACCACGACCACGCAGUGGUGAGCGGCAGGCUGGCGGGGGAGAACAUGACCGGCGCCAACAAACCCUACUGGCACCAGUCCAUGUUCUGGAGUGACUUGGGGCCGGAGGUGGGAUAUGAAGCCAUUGGGAUUGUAGACAGCAGCCUCCCCACUGUGGGUGUGUUUGCCAAAGCCACUGCGAAAGACACCCCCAGAGCAGCUGCAGAGGAGUCAGGUACGGGCAUCCGAUCGGAGAGCGAGACUGAGGCGACUGCCAGCACGGCCGGGGUGCCAGACAAAGCUCCCUCAGUGCCACGGGUACCGGAGCAGGGAGAGGACUACGGGAAGGGCGUCAUCUUCUACCUGCGGGACAAGGUGGUAGUGGGCGUCAUCCUGUGGAAUGUCUUCAACCGAAUGCCCAUUGCCAGGAAGAUUAUCAAAGAUGGAGAGGAGCACGCAGAUCUAAAUGAAGUGGCCAAGCUCUUCAACAUUCACGAAGAAUGAGGAUGGGGAGUCUGAGCUGUGGCUAUAAAUCGAGGACUUAAUCAAGGCAUUGGUGCCCCUUUUUGGGAUCCGAACAACGUCGACAGUCCCGACCCGAGACGGGGAGAGAAAAGAUGCUCAAUGCAUGAGAUGAAUCUAUUUUGUGUACGUUUUUCACUGUCUGAAUUAGUCACUAUUUGUAAAUUGUGAUGCAUAAAGCCAGGUCCGCUAGGUUCUUGGUGUUCUAUUAAAGUAAAAUAUAUAUUGAAUAACAUCCGACCAAAGUAACUCCCCUUCUUGUAAACGGGCAUUGUGAAAAUUGGAAAAACGAGCCCUUCAAGUUUUUUUUUUUUUAAUCCGGUGGCACUUUUGGAUGUUUAUCCCUGGAACAGACAUCCUCAUGGCAAGGACUAACUUGAAUAAAAUGCGUACAAUGGUUUUAUAUUUCAGAAUUCAGUUGUUCUCAAUUAUUUAUUGCAUGAUGCAGAAUUAUAACACUUCCUCAAUUUG